CGAAGCCUCUACAUCAUGUGUCACAUCCCCAUCUUCUGCUGGAUCACUGCCACAGUUCUGGAGGACAUGUUGAAGAGCAGAGAGACCAGAGAGCUGCCCAAGACCCUGACUGAGAUGUACAUCCACUUCCUGGUGGUUCAGGCCAAAGUCAAAAAGCUCAAGUACCAUGGAGGAGCUGGGACCAACCCAGUUUGGGAUCCUGAGAGCAGGAAGAUGAUGGAGUCUCUGGGAAAACUGGCUUUUGAGCAGCUGCAGAGAGGAAACUUGAUCUUCUAUGAAUCAGACCUCACAGAGUGUGGCAUCGACAUCACAGCUGCUGCACUUUACUCAGGAGUCUUCACACAGAUCUUCAGAGAGGAGAGAGGACUGUACCAGGACAAGGUCUUCUGCUUCAUCCACCUGAGUCUCCAGGAGUUUCUGGCUGCUCUUCACGUCCACCUGAAGUGCUUCAACUCUGGAGUCAACCUGCUUGACUUGCAGCAAACAUCCAAACUGGCAAAAAUCUUCGGACAUCACAUAAAACAGUUCUACCAGACAGCCAUAAAUGAAGCUGUAGAAAGUCCAAAUGGACAUCUGGACCUGUUCCUGCGCUUCCUUCUGGGUCUUUCUCUGCAGACCAGCCAGAGGCUCCUUCCAGGUUUGUUGACACAGACAGGAAGUAGCUCCUGGACCCAUCAGGACACAGCAGAGCUCAUCAAGAAGAAGAUAAGGGAGAGAGUGUCUCCAGAGAGAACCAUCAAUCUGUUCCACUGUCUGAGUGAAGUGAAGGACACUUCUCUAGUGGAGCAGCUCCAACAGCAGCUGAGAUCAGGAGCUCUCUCCUCUCGUAAACUGUCUCGGGAUCAAUGCUCCACCCUGGCCUUCAUCUUACUGUCCUCAGAAGAAGAUCUGGACGUGUUUGACCUGAGGAAAUACUCUGCUUCAGAGGAGGCUCUUGAGAGGCUGCUGCUGGUGGUCCAAGCUUCAAAGAAAGUCCUAGUGAGCAACUGUGGACUGUCAGAGAGAAGUGGUUCCCUUCUGUCCUCAGUCCUCAGCUCUCCGUCCUCUAGUCUGACACAACUGGACCUGAGUGGGAACUGGGGCCUGAAGGAUGCAGGAGUGGAGCUGCUGUCUGCUGGACUGAAGAGUCCACACUGUCACCUGGAGACUCUCAGACUGAGCUGCUGUGGACUGUCAGAGAGAAGUGGUUCCCUUCUGUCCUCAGUCCUCAGCUCUCCGUCCUCUAGUCUCACACAACUGGACCUGAGUCAUAACUGGUUCCUGGAGGAUGCAGGAGUGGAGCUGCUGUCUGCUGGACUGAAGAGUCCACACUGUCACCUGGAGACUCUCAGCCUGAGCGACUGUCUACUGUCAGAGAGAAGUGGUUCCCUUCUGUCCUCAGUCCUCAGCUCUCCGUCCUCUAGUCUGACACAACUGGACCUGAGCUGGAACUGGGACUUGAAGGAUGCAGGAGUGGAGCUGCUGUCUGCUGGACUGAAGAGUCCACACUGUCACCUGGAGACUCUCAGCCUGAGCAACUGUGGACUGUCAGAGAGAAGUGGUUCCCUUCUGUCCUCAGUCCUCAGCUCUCCGUCCUCUAGUCUGACACAACUGGACCUGAGCUGGAGCAACCUGAAGGAUGCAGGAGUGGAGCUGCUGUCUGCUGGACUGAAGAGUCCACACUGUCACCUGGAGACUCUCAGCCUGAGCUACUGUGGACUGCCAGAGAGAAGUGGUGCCCUUCUGUCCUCAGUCCUCAGCUCUCCGUCCUCUAGUCUGACACAACUGGACCUGAGCUACAACAGGGACCUGAAGAAUGCAGGAGUGGAGCUGCUGUCUGCUGGACUGAAGAGUCCACACUGUCACCUGGAGACUCUCAGCCUGAGCUGCUGUGGACUGUCAGAGAGAAGUGGUUCCCUUCUGUCCUCAGUCCUCAGCUCUCCGUCCUCUAGUCUGACACAACUGGACCUGAGCUACAACAGGGACCUGAAGGAUGCAGGAGUGGAGCUGCUGUCUGCUGGACUGAAGAGUCCACACUGUCACCUGGAGACUCUCAGCCUGAGCAACUGUCUACUGUCAGAGAGAAGUGGUUCCCUUCUGUCCUCAGUCCUCAGCUCUCCGUCCUCUAGUCUGACACAACUGCACCUGAGUAAGAACUUGGGCCUGAAGGAUGCAGGAGUGGAGCUGCUGUCUGCUGGACUGAAGAGUCCACACUGUCACCUGGAGACUCUCAGUCUGUCAGGGUGCAUGAUCUCAGAGAGAGGCUGUGCUUCUCUGGCCUCAGCUCUGACCUCUAACCCCUCCCACCUGAGAGAGCUGGACCUGAGCUCCAACCAUCCAGAAGGACCAGGACUGGAGCUGCUGUCUGCUGGACUGAGGAGUCCAGACUGGAGGCUGGAGACUCUCAGGCUGGACGACUGUGGACCAGGGUGGUUAUAGAUCUGACCAGAAGAAGUUGACUCUCACAAGAGACGGAGGGAAAGAAGAGGAGUCUGAGUUUGGACACAAGCUUCUUCCUGGAGUCUGAGCUGCUCUGAUGCUACUGGAUAGAGGGUCUGUCACAUCAGAGAGAACGUGUCAUCAGGAGCUCACAAGUCUCUCACAGAGCAGCAGUGGGGAUGAACUUUGACCUUCUUCUCUGUCAUUUGUCAAGACUGACUCUGAGUCUCAGCAGCCACUCCGUCAUCACGGAGAGUGUCCAGCUCUUCUGAUCCAGCAGUUUGAUGUGGACACUUUAGGAGCCUGUAUUUCAGAGACAUGAACUUCAAAAGUGAAAUAUUUUCCAGGGUGUGAGUCUUGGUGAGUCACUGAUGUGGGGCAAAAUUUGGUGUGAUGGAUCCAGAAUCUCCGCCAUGGACGAUUCAGCAGCCACACGCUGACUGGUUGACUGUCAAGGUCAUUGAAUGACCUCAGUUUUGCACAGUGAUCAGGAUUAUUUACAGAUUAAUACAGACGCUGCAAAACAUAUGAAACCAGAGGCAACAGGAAAUGGACCAGAGAUGAGCAGAGGAAGGUGGAACAAGUGAGGGCUCGUUGAAACGAGAGCAGUGUGGGAAGCAUUCAGAUGGGCAGCAAUCCAAGCAAGGUUGAACCUCCUCCUCUGGUGUGAGCUCUCUGUGACCAUCUCUGGUGUUAGUUACCAGGUCGGUUUCAACCUGUAUCUUUCAUCAGCAGCAAAAUACACUGAAAAGAAUCAUUCAUCAUCCACCUUGUUUCUGAACUCUUUAUUGUCUAUUAUUUUUGGGGCCCUUGUGCCUUUCUUUUGACACCAGACCCCGUGUUUCCCAUAUUAAAAAAAAGUGCCAAAUGA
Messenger RNA from Synchiropus splendidus (mandarinfish), 3289 nucleotides. RefSeq names its product ribonuclease inhibitor-like. The transcript is spliced from 11 exons. Gene Ontology annotation, molecular function: protein binding. The coding region runs from base 16 to 2418 and encodes 800 amino acids. The record is from RefSeq and is a predicted model, not a curated record. NCBI's taxonomy places the organism in Eukaryota, Metazoa, Chordata, Actinopteri, Syngnathiformes, Callionymidae.